CCGUUAGCAAGGUGCAGUGAGGGUUUACACCAGGAGCUGUUGCAGAUAUUUUCAAAUUGGUACCUUUUUUAAUUGGGUUUUUUUUAUGAGAACAAUCAACUGGUGACUCAGGCAGUGACACAAUGCUAAGAGACAAUGCACAGAUAUGGCCUGAAAGUUCAAACCACUCCAGCCUUCGUGAUAAUGAUCAAGAGGGUCUGAUCUUUGAGAACUAUGACAGUCUGGACUCCAGGGUUAUGAACUUGAGCAAUCUUCCUACAUCGCUGUUUGCUUGCUGUGUUCAUGAAGCAGUCUAUGAAGAUGAAAAACAGAGGCUGUGUCCAGACAGCCUCAUUUGAAGAGCCUGGAAGACACCCUCCCUCACUCUGAUGUUCAUAAGGCUUCUCACCAACUUUUAUAGAUGCACCAUAGAAAGCAUUCUAUCUGAAUGCAUCGCGGCUUGGAAUGACAACAGGACCAUAAAAAUCUACAGAGGGUUGUGAACACAGCCCAGACCGUCACACAAGCCAACCUUCCAUCCAUUGACUCCAUCUACAAUUCUUUCUGUCUCGGAA
This is a messenger RNA of Rhincodon typus (whale shark), 554 nucleotides long. RefSeq names its product calcipressin-3-like. The transcript has 3 exons. NCBI's taxonomy places the organism in Eukaryota, Metazoa, Chordata, Chondrichthyes, Orectolobiformes, Rhincodontidae. Bases 123 to 338 code for a protein of 71 amino acids. The record is from RefSeq and is a predicted model, not a curated record.